Molecule: messenger RNA, 1566 nt
Organism: Aphanomyces invadans
Lineage: Eukaryota; Oomycota; Saprolegniomycetes; Saprolegniales; Verrucalvaceae
Exons: 4
Coding region: 1-1566 (521 amino acids)
Source: RefSeq, a predicted model, not a curated record
AUGACAUGGUCGUUUGUGACGUGCCCCCACACUUCGGACAUUGCGAUGUGCAAAAAACCUGGCAGUAACGCGUUUUGGUUUGCUGUCCAGCCCGCCGGUGCGGUCAGUGGCAUCGGCUCCGUGAAGAUCAACGGCAAAGCCACGUCCUUGAUCGACUCUGCGUUCUACUUCAAACUUGAGUCCAGCCCUGGGCUCGACUUGUCCAGAGUGCAGUUUGAAGUGACCCCGGAUAGCGGCGGCGACGCCAUCACGGCCACCCUCGACAUGAGCAAGGAUGGAUGCGUGUCCACCGGCAAACAGUUUGGCCGCUCGGAUGGGUCUUCCACCGCUCCUCCAUCUUCUGCUGCACCGCCCGUGUCAUCCAAGGCCCCAUCCACGCCUGUCGCUUCAACCCUGGAACCCACCACAACCGGUUCAGUUAUCACCACGCUGUCACCAUCACCUGACGUCUCGACCUCGGAGGCUACGGCUGUGCCCCUACCGGUGUCUGAUUCCACGACGCUUCCCAUCGAUGCGAACGACCUACACAACGAAACUACAACCUCCCCACCUGUCGCGUUCUCAAUCGCCCAGUCGACGUCUUCUCCCAAUGGCGUCGAGAUUUCAGUCCAGGCCCAAGCGGAGGACCAAGGAUUGGACUUGGGGUAUUACUUGAUUCUGGCGGGUGGGUGCGUGAUGGCUGGGGUCGCCCUUGCCGCCAUUGUCCACAUCCGACGAAAGAAGUGGGAAGACAAGGACAGUGACUUGGACUUCAAUGACGCACAGACGGCGAUUGCCGCGCACCGAAAGUUUCUCGCCACAUGCACGUCGCAAGCAUCCGAAGAAGUUGUCUCCAAGUUCAUAAGGUGUGUCCAUCACGCACUCACGGCAAUUCAAACCGACAACGCCCUCGUCAACUCAACGUUCCACGACGAGUUGCUCGGUAUCGAAUCCGACCUGAUAGCACUCCGUGAUUCGACUCAUGAAUCCAUAUUUCCUACGACGAGCGAGUUGCGGCGACGACGCCACGUUGCUGAAUUGCUUCGACAAUCCAACCGUUCCGACGAUCCCGUCGGUGCAAUCUUGUCUCAAGUAGAAGGAAAAGCAGUGAGCACCUGGGAAGACAAGAAGCUCAGUCUCAUGGACGACGACUUCAUGACGUUCUCGACAGACGAUCUGUCUUUGUCGUCAACUCCCCCCAAGCCCUCGCUUAGCGCCAUACGGGAUCAAUUGGGGUUGUUACCAAAUCGACCGACCAGUGGACGCAGUUUGUCGGCGUCCAAGAGCAUCGAAGUCAAGGAAUCCCUUGAGAACGAAUUGCAGGCGCUGUCGAGCCGCCUCAAGCACGCGACACAUGGACUGAACCAAAAUCUAAAGGAAGACGCGCAUUUGCUCGACCAAGUUGCGUCCGAUGCCGAGGCGAACCAGGCCAAGCUCGAGGAAGAGAACCGCAAGCUCACGUUGCAUCGGAAGGCGCGGAUCGGGUUGUGGGCCGCGAUGUACCAUGUCGUGGGUCUCUUUGUCGUAUUUAUUGGCAUGUACAUUCUCAUGAAGAUUUGGUCCACGCGGCACUACCCCCUCUUGUAG